CCCAGCCCACACACGGUGUCUCAGCCUCUCCUCACCUGCCCCUCUCUCCCUGACACUGUCCCCAUGUGCUGACCCCACCUGUGCCACACCACCAGGGCUUCUUGUCACCCACCUGUGGGUGGGUCCUCCAUGGCCUCACUGCCAGUGCUCUCACCCCACACCAGGCUCCUCUAAGCUUUGCAUUGUUUGUGUGAUGCUGCUGUUUCUCAUGUCCCAUCCCAGCCUGCCCAGCUCACCCCAGCCUGCACACAUCCCCCACAGCCCCUUUCCCAUCACCGUGGCUUCUUGUCCUUGUGCCCCUCGGUUGGACUCCAUGAGCUCAGAGGUCUUUUCCAACCUUCAUGAUUUUGUGAUUCUCUGAUCACCUGCAGGUCCCAGCCUCCUCCAAAGCUCACUCCAUUAAACUGUCCCUCCCUGAGGUCCUCCAACACCCACCGUGACCCACCUCUCCUUCUUUUGCUCCUCCAUCAUCUUUCAUGUCCUAUCCCUUUCGUCCCUGCUCUUUCAUACCUGCUCUUUGAUCCCCUAUGUCCCAUCCCUCUUUAUUCUGCUCUUUCAUCACCCACCUAACCCAGCCCAGCCCUCCUUCCUGUCACCCUCCAUCACCCUCUACCCCAUUUCACCUUCCUGUGCUCCAUCACCUACCAUAUCCCAUCCCUUCUCCUGUGUGCCUCCUUCUAUGUCCCACCCUUCCUUCUGCUGCUCCUCCAUUGUCCACCUAUCCCUCCUUCCUGUGCUGUCACCCACUGUGUCCCAUCCCACCCUGCCACCCUCCUCCAUCACCCACCAGGUCCCAUCUUUCCUUUCUGUGCUCCUCCAUCAGCCAGCAUGUCCUGUCUCUCCUUCCUGUCCUCCUGCAUCCUCCAUCAUGUCCUAUCCCUUUAUGUGCUCCACUGUCACCCAUGACCUCCUAUCCCUCCACAUCCCACCCCUCCUUCCUCAUGUUCCAGAGUGUGCUAUCAGCUGUGUCCCAUCCCUCCCUGCCAUGCUAUGCUCCUCCAUUACCCACCGUGUCCCCUCCCACUCUCCCUGCAUCCUGGGAAGAUACACUACAUCUUCUCCCUCCUUGUUCUUCUCCACCACCCACCAUCUCUGACCCCUGCUUCCUGUGCUCCUCCACUGCCCUCCAUAUCCACCUUCCAGUCUUCUUGUCACAUUUGCAUCCCAUCCCUCUCACCUGCUCCUCCUUCAUUCACCACACCCUGUUCCUUGUUAUCUUCAUUCAUCUCCACCAUCUCCUCAUGUCUUCUCUUCCUUCUUCACCUCCACCCUGCUAUCCAUCCUCAUCCUGCUUUGCCUCCAGCUUUCCGUAUUCAUGUCAACAUCUCACCAUCUCUUCUUCAGCUCCCACCAUGUCCUCUACAUCUUACCAUCAUCCUGUCCCUGCUUAUCCUCCAUUGGCUCCCACCUCCACCCCAACAUGUCCAACUUCCUCCACUCUUCAUUUUCUGCACACCUUUCUUCAUCCUCUUCUAUCUCUUCCUAUCUCCUCACUCAACUUCCUCCACUUCCCCAUCCCAAAAUCCACCCUCACCCCUCACCAUUUCUCCAUCUCCUCAACUGCGUCACCCAAAUUUGCCUUCUGCUCCUCCACCCUCACAUUUCCAAUCCCACCCUUGUGCUUUUCCAUUUCCCACCAUCUCCUUAUUCAUCCUACUCCAUUGCCCUCCAGUCUUUAUUUUCUUCUAUCCCUUAGAUGUCUCUUCAUCACUCCUGUCACCCUCAUCCAUAUCCCAGUCUCUUCAUCCUCCCUAAACUCUCUUUUCCUCUUCAUUGUCCUUUCCACCAUCUCCCAUACCUUCUCCCUCAUCCUCCAUCUCAUACUUCUUAUUCCUCCACCUCAGUCUCUGAGUCUCUCCUUCCUGUGACCCUCCACCUCCCAAUGUUCUUUUUUCCUGCUGUUUCACCUCUUGGCCUGUCCCUCUCAUACUUUACCUCUGGCUAUCUCACUAUUCCUUGUCAUUUGCCUCCACAGUCUCCCUGUUUCUCCUCACGCUUCUCCACCUCCCCCUAUCUUCCCAUCCCUCCUUAUCCUCAAAGUGUCCUUCCUACCUCAUAGAUUUCCCUUCCACCCCCUCCCUGAUCUCCAACCAUCCUUCUUUGGCUCAGAGCUUCCUCUCUUACUGUCCUUUCAUUCUCCUUCAUCUCCCACUCCAUCCUUACCUCCAAUUUUCUCCCAGCCUGGCUUCUCCCAUUUGUCCUCUCCUCCAUCCUCCCUGCACUCUUUUACUCCCAGCACAUCUGACUGCAGCUGAAAUUUUCUGCUUCCCUUCCUCCCUCCCCUGCCUUGUAUCCCAUUCCUUCCUGACCCAGGAAGGCCACCACGAGCUCAGCCACCCCUGAUGCAAGCAGGAAGGGCCCUUCCUGAUAUCAGGAAACACUUCUCCCUAGGGCUAGUGAAGCUGGAACUGGUCACUGGGGAAAGGGGAGGAUCUCUGCCUUUGGAAGGUUUCAGUUACUCAGCUAGAUAAAAGUCACCACUGUCCUGAUUUAGCAUUAGCAAUAACUAUUUUGGAACAUGGAGCUUGACUAGAUUCCCCUGGGAUCCCUUUGUGCACGCACAUCUUUGGGAGACUUCCCCAAGCAGUGAAGGAUUUCCAAGAGGGGCAAGACAUGGCUUUGAAUGCAUCGCUUGGGAUGCUGCAGGACAUGAGGAACUGUCCCUGCCACUUGCAGUGGCUCCAUGGUGCUCAAGCAGAACCACCACACACUGCUCAAGCAGGACCAUCCCAAGGUGCUCAAGCAGGACCAUUCCAAUACUACUCAUGGAGGACCAUCCCACACUGCUGAAGCAGGACCAUCCCAUGCUGCCUGAGCAGCACCAUCCCACACUGCUCAAGUUAGCCACCUUGUGCAUCUUGAGCAGGAUCACACCAGCCUGCUUGAGCAGGAAUACCACAGCAGGACCAUUCCAUGCUGUUCUAGCAGGACCACCCUAAUGCUGCUCCAGCAGAACCAUCAUUCUCAUUGAGCAGGACCAUCCCACACUGCCUGAGCAGCAGCACACUGUGCUGCUUGAGCAGGACCUAUCCAGGCUGCUUGAGCAGGAUCAUCCAAUGUGGUGGAGCAGAACCUUCCCAUGUUGCCCAAACAGGACCACCCCAUGUCAUUUGAGCAGAACCAUUCCAGGCUGUUCAAGUAGAACUAUCCCAAGGCUGCUUGAGCACCAUGGGCCAGGCCAAAGUGGCUUCCUGAAAGACUGCCAGCUCCCAGGCCAGUGAGCUAUCCCUGAGAUGUUCCCUCAGACCCUAGAGCCAGGGAUCCUUGCAUCAUCUUUUGUUUCCUUCCCUUGGGUUGGUUCAUGCAGAGCCAUGGCCAUCCCUUUCUAAUGGCCUUAUGGCUGCUCUAGGGCACAGGGCUGCUGGCACUGCUGCCAAGGGAAGGACAGGUCUCCUCUCCAUCCCAAGGGAGCCCCAUACCCUGAGGGACCUGCACACAGGGCCUCUUCAGAGCAUCCCAUGUCACUCACGCACAAGGGCCAACCAGCCUCGCUUCUCUGCAGACUUUGCCUUCCAAUGUUGGAGGCUCCCUGCCAUCCCAUGGAGGGGACCCUGCCCUUUCCAAGGGGAUGUGUCUGAGGGACUGUCCCACUGCAGUACAGGCAGGGACAGGGCAGCCAGUGUCUUGAUGGGGUGGGGGUGACAUUCCUGCCCAAAUGCCUUCUUGGCUGGGAAAUCUGGGGGAGGGAAUUUGCUACCUGUGUUAGGAACUAGCUGAACUUACGUGUCUCCCCAAGCUGGAUUUCUUACUCCAAAUGUUCAAACUGUUGUAUAUUGUACUGGGAUUUUUACAUUGAAUUAUUGUAGAAAACAAAAAAUUUAAACCAAGUCUGUUAAAAAAUAAACAUUAAAAAUCUCUA
This is a messenger RNA of Corapipo altera (White-ruffed manakin), 3859 nucleotides long. Its product is annotated as extensin-like. The record is from RefSeq and is a predicted model, not a curated record. The transcript has 2 exons. The coding region runs from base 528 to 1868 and encodes 446 amino acids. Lineage: Eukaryota; Metazoa; Chordata; Aves; Passeriformes; Pipridae.